This is a messenger RNA of Arabidopsis arenosa, 3203 nucleotides long. The record is from the annotation of a GenBank genome assembly. NCBI's taxonomy places the organism in Eukaryota, Viridiplantae, Streptophyta, Magnoliopsida, Brassicales, Brassicaceae.
GACACUGUUUAAAGUACAUUACAAGUACGGUAUGAAUCGAAAAACCAGAAUUUUGACAGGAGAAGAAGGAGAAAGAAAGUAUGUAUAGUAAUAAUAGAGUAGAAGUGUUUCAUGGAGAUGGAAGAAUUGGAGAAAUGGAGAUAUACCCAUCAAGGGAAUUGCAGCAGCAGCACCAAGAAGAUGAUGUGAUGAAGCAGAGGAAGAAGAAACAGAGGGAAGUAAUGGAGGAAGCCAAGAUGGGAAUCAGAAUAAACCACUUUUCUCAAUCUGGCGAGAGGUGUACUCCUCUUGCAGUACUUACUACAAUUUCAUCUUGUGGUCUCUGUUUCAAAUUAGAAGCUUCACCUUCUUCGCCUCAGGAGCCACUAAGUCUUUUCUACUCGUCCUGUCUCAGGGACAACAAGACGGCAGUAAUGCUCCUGGGUGGAGAAGAGCUCCAUUUGGUUGCCAUGUACUCGGAACAUAUCAAGAAUGACCGUCCUUGUUUCUGGGCAUUUAGUGUUGCUCCUGGAGUCUACGAUUCCUGUCUUGUCAUGUUGAAUAUUAGAUGUCUGGGUAUUGUCUUUGAUCUCGAUGAAACCCUUGUAGUGGCGAAUACCAUGCGCUCAUUUGAGGAUAAGAUUGACGGGUUGCAGCGGAGAAUAAACAAUGAGAUGGACCCUCAACGCCUUGCCGUUAUGGUGGCUGAGAUGAAGCGAUAUCAAGAUGACAAAAAUCUAUUGAAGCAAUAUGUUGAAAGUGACCAGGUUGUUGAAAACGGGGAGGUGAUCAAGGUGCAAUCUGAAAUUGUUCCUGCCUUGUCUGACAACCAUCAGCCUCUUGUUCGUCCCCUGAUAAGGUUGCAAGAGAAGAAUAUUAUCCUGACUCGCAUUAACCCGAUGAUUCGUGAUACAAGUGUUCUUGUAAGAAUGAGGCCUUCAUGGGAGGAACUUCGAAGCUAUUUGACAGCAAAAGGGCGCAAGCGUUUUGAAGUAUAUGUUUGCACAAUGGCUGAAAGAGAUUACGCCUUAGAGAUGUGGAGGCUCCUUGAUCCAGAAGGGAAUUUGAUAAACACAAAUGAUUUGCUGGCUCGCAUUGUUUGUGUGAAAUCUGGUUUAAAAAAAUCACUGUUCAAUGUGUUUCUGGACGGAACGUGCCAUCCAAAGAUGGCAUUGGUAAUUGAUGAUCGACUGAAAGUUUGGGAUGAGAAGGAUCAGCCGAGGGUGCAUGUGGUUCCUGCAUUCGCUCCCUAUUAUUCUCCUCAAGCUGAAGCUGCUGCAACACCAGUACUAUGUGUUGCCAGAAACGUUGCUUGUGGUGUCAGAGGUGGAUUUUUCAGGGAUUUUGAUGAUAGUCUGCUACCAAGGAUUGCUGAAAUAUAUUAUGAGAAUAAUGUUGAGGAUAUUCCUUCUCCACCUGAUGUCAGCCAUUAUUUGGUGUCGGAGGACGAUACAUCGGGUUUAAAUGGGAACAAAGAUCCACUUUCCUUUGACGGGAUGGCUGAUGCUGAAGUGGAGAGAAGACUGAAGGAGGCAAUUUCUGCAUCUUCAGUUGUCCUUCCGGCGGCAAAUAUAGAUCCAAGGAUAGCUGCUCCCAUUCAGUACCCCAUGGCUUCUACUUCUUCUGUUUCAGUUCCAGUACCAGUACCAGUACCAGUCGUGCAACAAGCACAACAACCAUCAGCUAUGGCCUUUCCAAGUAAUCCGUUUCAUCAACCUCAACAACCGACAUCAGUAGCAAAACACUUGGUUCCUUCAGAACCAAGCUUGCAGAGUUCUCCUGCUAGAGAGGAAGGUGAGGUACCUGAAUCAGAAUUAGAUCCAGAUACUAGGAGGAGGCUCCUCAUAUUGCAGCAUGGACAAGAUACUAGGGAUCCUGCUCCAAGUGAACCUUCAUUUCCUCAGAGACCUCCAGUUCAAGCUCCAGCCCCGCAUGUGCAAUCAAGAAAUGGUUGGUUUCCUGUUGAGGAGGAGAUGGAUCCAGCUCAAAUUCGUCGAGCAGUCUCCAAAGAAUAUCCAUUGGAUUCUGAAAUGAUUCAUAUAGAAAAGCACAGGCCUCGUCAUCCAUCAUUUUUUUCUAAGAUUGAUAACUCAACUCAGUCUGACAGGAUGCUUCAUGAGAAUCGCAGGCAGCCGAAGGAGUCGCUCCGGAGAGAUGAACAGUUACGGUCAAACAACAAUCUACCUGGCUCUCAUCCUUUCUAUGGGGAGGAUGCGUCUUGGAAUCAAUCUUCUUCUAGGAACAGUGAUCUUGACUUCCUACCUGAACGAAGUGUCUCAGCAACAGAGAGUUCAGCUGAUGUUCUACAUGGAAUCGCUAUCAAAUGUGGAACUAAGGUGGAGUACAGACCAAGUUUGGUUGCUAGUACAGAUUUGCGGUUCUCUGUUGAGGCUUGGCUUUCUAAUGAAAAAAUUGGUGAAGGGAUUGGCAAAUCGAGACGAGAAGCCCUGCACAAGGCUGCUGAAGCUUCUAUACAGAACUUAGCUGAUGUAUAUAUACGUGCAAAUGGUGACCCAGGGCCAAGCCACAGAGAUGCUAGCCCCUUCACCAAUGGAAAUAUGAUUAUGGGAAACGCAAGUGCGCUUGAUAAUCAGCCAUUUGUCAGAGAUGAAACAGCGAUGCCAGUUUCUUCUAGACCUACAGAUCCGAGAUCGGAAGGUUCUAUGAGGCACACCGGCUCCAUUACUGCGCUCAGGGAAUUGUGUGCAUCGGAGGGUUUUGAGAUGGCCUUUCAAUCUCAGCGUCCGCUUUCAUCUGACAUGGUCCACAGAGAUGAGUUACAUGCUCAGGUUGAAAUAGAUGGGCGUGUUGUAGGGGAAGGAGUUGGAUCGACAUGGGACGAAGCUAGAAUGCAGGCUGCUGAGAGAGCACUGUGUAGUGUGAGAUCAAUGCUUGGUCAACCUGUGCAUAAACGACAAGGAUCUCCACGAUCAUUUGCCGGGAUGUCAAACAAGCGUUUAAAGCCAGACUUUCAACGGUCUCUGCAACGGAUGCCAUCUUCAGGAAGAUACUCUUAAAAAUAAAACCAUGUGAAGAACAAAGCACAUUCUUGAUUCUACAUCAAUUCCAUUCUCUUGGUAAAAACAGCUACCAAAACGAAUUCUUUGUCAAGUUCCUUUCUUCGCCAAACGAUGAUCAAGACAGAGAGAGUUGGCUCUCUUGUAUUGUUGUAACAACAGUUGAGGCGGAUCACAAUUUUUGUAUCAUAAAAACUCAAGAGUUGA